CCUCCUCCUCCCGCUCCGCCCGCCCGCCGCCGCCGCUCCCCGGGGACGAUGGGCGACCCCACCAAGCAGGACAUCCUGGCCAUCUUCAGGCGCCUCCGCUCCGUGCCCACCAACAAGGUGUGCUUUGACUGCGGCGCCAAGAACCCAAGCUGGGCCAGCAUCACCUAUGGCGUGUUUCUGUGCAUCGACUGCUCUGGGACACACCGCUCUCUGGGUGUCCACUUGAGCUUCAUACGGUCAACAGAAUUGGAUUCAAACUGGUCUUGGUUUCAGCUGAGAUGCAUGCAAGUCGGAGGGAACGCCAAUGCCACAUCUUUUUUCCACCAGCACGGCUGCACCACAAACGACAGUAAUGCCAAGUACAACAGUCGUGGGGCUCAGCUCUACAGGGAAAAGGUUAAGUCUCUCGCCUCACAAGCAGCCAGGAAACACGGCACAGAUUUGUGGCUCGAUAGCUGUGCAGUUCCACCCGUGUCGCCUCAACCCAAAGAUGAUGACUUCUUUGCAUCCCACGUGCCUACCAAGGUGAGCAGCGAAGAGUGGGCAGCGCCAUCACCAGAACCACCACCCGAGCCAGUUCCUUCAAGGACCAGACCGUCGGACCUCAGCCCAGAGACCAAAGGUGGAGAUCAAGGGCCGAGUGUCGACUGCCUGAGUGUGUCCCCGAAAACGGCUCUAGAGGUUACCUCUAUUAUAAAAAAGAAACCAGGUCAACUUAAAAAAGGGCUCGGGGGCAAAAAAGCGGGCCUGGGAGCCCAGAGGGUGAGCAGUACGAGUUUCAGCGAGAUGGAGAAACAGGCCCGGGCUGGCGACCAGCUCAAGGAGCAGCAAGACCAGGCUUCCAAGAGGACGGACAGAGAAGAACCCAUGGUGUCCUCCUUACGUUUGGCGUACAAGGACCUUGAAAUUCAGAUGAAGAGAGACAGCAAGAUGAAUGCCGGCAGUAAACAGACGGCAGAGUCAGAGAGGCUCGGCAUGGGAUUUGGGAACAACAGGAGCAGCAUCUCCCACUCCGUGAUGACGGAUAUGCAGACCAUCGAACAGGAAACCCCGGUUCUGGCGAAACCAAGGAAAAAGUACAGUGGGGACGGCGGAGGAGACUCCUAUUUUGGUUCUUCAGGCUCGAGAUACUUUGAAGAUCCAACAGAGAUGAGGUCCAGUCCUUUCAGCAGCAAGUGGGACGACAGCUCAGAUUCCUUUUGGAAUAAAGAGAGUGCCAGAGACACAGACCUGAUUCCCAGUUCCAAAGUGGCCGGCUCUUCAGACAGGUCAGCUUCUCGCCGCAAGCCAGAUUACGAGCCGCCUGGUACUACCGACGAGGCCCAGAAAAAGUUUGGCCACGUCAAGGCCAUUUCUUCUGACAUGUAUUUUGGAAGGCAAGACCAUGCCGACUACGAGACGAGGGCCAGGCUGGAGAGACUAUCUGCGAGCUCGUCCAUUAGCUCCGCCGACCUGUUUGAUGACCAGAGGAAGCACCAAGCAGGAAACUACAACUUGAGCAGCGUCUUGCCAUCGGCACCCGACAUGACCCAGUUCAAAGAAGGCGUGAGGUCCGUGGCCGGGAAGCUGUCUGUCCUUGCCAACGGAGUCAUGAACUCCAUUCAGGAUCGUUAUGGGUCGUAAGCCAACUGCCUGGGCCCCAUCACCCCUCAGCGAAGUCUGGGCGUCUGAGGAGAGAAAGGCCCCAUCUUGAUCCCCCCGGUGAUGACGCUGCCGAGCCCCCGAAGACUGGCCGCUCUGGGCAGGUUGUUAUGCCACUUUGACAGAGACCAAGAAGAAUCAUUCUGAAUUAUACUAUUUCUUUCCCAAGGGUCUUAUGUAGUAACAGCUUUGUAGAUAUUUUUUAGUUAAUUUAUGCUUUGCAUCCAUUCCCGGCUCCCUCCUGGUGUUUAGCGUACCCGCGGGGUGGAAGGUGGGAGGGACAGCCGGCCACGACCAGCCGGGGCUGGCGGGAGAGAGGCAGGGAAGAGAUCUGGCGGGUGGGCAGGAUGACCGGUCUGGGGCUGCCACCUGGGGACCUGACGGAGGUGUAGUGGCGGCCCAGACGUUGCCCCUCCCCAGCUGGACGCCCUGCGGGCGAGGGCCAGAGCCACUUGGCAGAAGGUGUGUUGCUGGGGCUCAGCGCGGGGCCCUGGAGGUCUGGGGCUCUCCCAAGGACGGGCUGGCUGGACUCUGGCCAAGGCUUUGAGAUCAAUUCUUGUUCGUUCACAACUUGAAGCUUUCUGCAUUCUUGAAAAAUGCAGUGUGAGACUUCCCUAAGUGCUUUACAAAUCAAUGGAAUGUACAGAAUGGAAGGUAAAUUAAAAGUGACUAAAUAUAUAUGCAGGGGUGUAUAUAUUUAUGCAUUUAUAUAUAUAUAUAUAUAUGUAUGUAUAUAUAUGCAUAUAUAUACCCACAAAGAGAGACAUAGAGAUAUAUAAAGAAUGGCACAGAUGAAUUAUAGGGCUAAGUAUACUAGUUGUAAUUGAGUAUUCAGUUUGGUUUGGUAUUUUUACUGUAAUUUUGCAUUUCCGAAUAUUUCAGACUGGGUUUUCACAGGUGAGGAACUGUAGCUUGGUUGUGAUUUAGACACAGCCUGGAACAUAUUGUUCCGCUAAACAAAAUAUACUCAAAAUUUGGUGAACCCCAAAUUGGCUUCAACUGAAUGACAUUUCUGUGGGUCUUUUUCUUACCCCAAAUCUUUCGACAGACUUCCGAAUCCAAUAAAUGCAGUGGCAAUGGGUCA
Molecule: messenger RNA, 2725 nt
Organism: Ornithorhynchus anatinus (platypus)
Lineage: Eukaryota; Metazoa; Chordata; Mammalia; Monotremata; Ornithorhynchidae
Gene: ARFGAP3
Product: ADP ribosylation factor GTPase activating protein 3
Exons: 16
Coding region: 49-1623 (524 amino acids)
Biological process (GO): COPI coating of Golgi vesicle
Molecular function (GO): GTPase activator activity
Source: RefSeq, a predicted model, not a curated record